Molecule: messenger RNA, 2646 nt
Organism: Solanum lycopersicum (tomato)
Lineage: Eukaryota; Viridiplantae; Streptophyta; Magnoliopsida; Solanales; Solanaceae
Product: putative late blight resistance protein homolog R1A-10
Biological process (GO): defense response to other organism
Molecular function (GO): ADP binding
Source: RefSeq, a predicted model, not a curated record
AUGGCAGCUUACAGUGCUGUAAUUUCUCUUAUUCGAACUCUUGAUGAACGAAAUAUUCAUGAACUCUUUCAUGGUCACACUGCUGAAGCACUCGAUUCUCUUCGUGCUAUUGCUGAAUAUUUCGAAAAAGUUCUUGAUGAAUUUGAACCUGGAAAAAUAAAAUCUUUGGAGGAAAAAAUCAGAGAUGCUGCUAGUGAGGCAGAAGACGUUGUUGAGCUGAAAACUCAUCAAAUCAUCGAAGGGACAAGCUGGACUUUUGGAAUUUUACAACACCAGGAUUUGCUACCAGUUUUUGAAAAAAUGGAUACAAUAAAGAAACAAGUGAUGGAGAUUGUUUCUCAUGAUGCUGAUCAAAUUCUUGAAUUAUCCGGCGAUUCCAUGAUUGACACUUCUUCUAAAAGUUAUGCAUUGCUGUCAGAUAAGUUGGAAGAUGAUAUCGUGCGGGGAAUUGAUGAUGACUUGCAGAUCAUAAUUAAAAGACUGACAGGACCACCAUCAGAUCUAGACAUUGUCACAAUAUCAGGCAUGGGUGGCAUUGGCAAAACAACACUCGCUAGAAAAGCUUACGAUCAUCUCACAAUCAGGUAUCACUUUGACAUUCUUGCUUGGGUUACAAUAUCUCAAGAAUUUCAAUGUAGAAAUGUAUUGCUAGAAGCUUUACAUUGCAUUUCAAAGAAAACAGAUAUUGUGAACGCAAAAGACUAUGAUAAGAUGGAUGAGAAUGAGUUAGCUGACCUGGUGCAAAAGAACCUUAAGGGUCGAAGAUACCUUGUUGUUGUUGAUGAUAUUUGGAGUAGGGAUGUUUGGGAUAGUAUAAGAGGAAUAUUUUCUAAUUACAACAAUGGAAGUCGAAUCUUAAUGACUACUAGGGAAAAUGAGGUAGCAAUGUAUGCAAAUACUUGUAGCCCUCAUGAGAUGAGCCUUUUGAGUGCAGGAAAUGGUUGGAAGUUAGUUUGUGAUACGGUGUUUGGACCAAAACAUGAUCAUCCUCCCGAAUUGGAAGAAAUUGGAAAGGAAAUAGUAGAAAAAUGCCAAGGACUACCCUUAACAAUUUCAGUGAUUGCAGGACAUCUCUGUAAAGUGGCCAGGACAUUAGAAGGUUGGAAGGAUGUUGCCCGAACCUUAAGUGAAAUCAUUGCUAGUCAUCCAGAUGAAUGCUUAGCAGUGCUCGGUUUGAGUUAUCACCACUUGCCUAAUCACCUCAAACCUUGCUUUCUAUCUAUGAGUAGUUUCCAAGAGGAUUUUCAUUUUGAGACUCAGAUAUUGAUACAAUUAUGGAUUGCAGAAGGUUUCAUAAGGACUUGUGAAAAUGGUAAAAGUUUGGAGGAAGUGGCAAUAGAUUAUUUGGAGGACCUUAUUAGCAGGAACUUGUUACAGGCUAGAGAAAGGAGAUUCAAUGGUGAGAUAAAAACAUGCGGAAUACAUGAUCUACUGCGUGAGUUCUGUUUGACAGAAGCUGAAAUGACAAAGCAUAUGCAUGUUGAGAGAACUUACCCUACUCUUCCAACACAAAUGCAUAAUGUUCGUCGCUUCAGUUUUCAAACUGAAUAUUAUUCCGUUGAUGAUUGUUAUAAGCUAUUACCUCCUGCUUCUAGAUCUAUCUACUUAUUUUCUCGAUUGGAUCUACCUGCUUUACCCCGUAUUAAGCUUCACAGGAGAUUACCGAUCUAUUAUCAUGAUCCUAUAAUAUAUGAAUUUUUCUCUCAUUUCAACCUUCUCAGGGUGUUGUCCAUGAACAAUAAUUAUCUUUAUUUCGAAUCAUUUCCGCUUGUGAUUACAAAGUUGUUUCAUUUGAGAUAUCUCCAAGUUAGAUUUAAUGGCAAUAUUCCUGAAUCAAUUUCAGAGCUUCAGAAUUUGCAAACUCUAAUUUUUAGAGGUAAUAAUAGUUACAUGUACAGUAUGACUUUUCCUGUAACGAUAUGGAUGAUGAAGAACUUGAGGUAUAUACAUCUAGAUACAUCCACUUAUUUACCAAGUCCUGGAACACAAAGUCUUGUGACAGGGAUGCCAAAUCUACAGGAAUUUUCUGGUCAUUUUAAAGACGAAGUCUUUUCUGGCAUUCCCAAUAUAAAGAGAUUGAUCUUUCGCUUACCUUAUUUCCGAAAAAGUAUUCUCGAUCAGCUCCAAUUGGAUAUGUCUAGAUUGACAAAACUCGAAGCAUUCAAGUUCUAUGGUUCAAGUUUUUAUCGAUGUUCCUUAAAGAGAUUUCGUUUUCCAACAUCACUUAGGAGGUUGUCUUUAACUCGGUGUAGUGAUUUUUUAUGGACAGACGUAUCUUCAACUGUUUUGAUGUUGCCAAAUCUUGAAGAGCUCAAACUUAAAAAUUGUCAAACCUUGAUUGAUGAAUGGAGAUUGAGUGACGAAGACAAGUUCAAAAGCUUGAAGUUGUUGUUACUGAGUGGCUCAAGUCUUAAGCGUUGGGAAGCUAACAGUGAUAACUUUCCAAAUCUAAAACGCCUUGUUCUGAAGAAUUGCUACAGGCUGCAAGAAAUUCCAGCAGAUUUUGGCGAAAUCGGUACUUUGGAGUCAAUUGAGUUACACAAUUGCAGCACUACUGCUGAUGAUUCUGCAAGAGAGAUUGUACAAGAACAAGAGGACAUGGGGAAUUAUUUCCUUAAGAUUUACAUCCAUAACAUUCGCGGUUAG